AUGGCCGUGGGCCUCGGCUGGCGCGACGCCCUCAUCAUCAUCGCCAUCUCCUUCUUCAUCAUCUCAUUCGUCAUCGCCGGAAAUGGUGCCGUGGGUGCCAUCUACCACAUUCCAUUUCCCGUCAUCGCCCGCGCCAGCUGGGGCUUCUGGGGCUCGUACAUCGCCAUCGUGUCGCGGGUCAUCCUGGCGCUGUUCUGGUUUGCCAUUCAGAACGUCAAUGGUGCGAAUGCCGUGCGCGCCAUGAUCGGCGCUAUUUGGCCCAGUUUCCUCACGCUGGAAAACGAUAUCCCGGAGAGUGAGGGUAUCACGACGAAUGGGAUGGUGUCGUACUUGAUCUUCUGGCUGGUACAGUUCCCGUUUCUCUGUAUUCAUCCGAAUAAACUUCGGUGGUUGUUUAUGGUGAAAUCCGUGCUGGUGCCGAUUGCCUGGAUCGCAAUCUUGAUAUGGGCUUUUGUCGCCGAAAGUGGUGGAGGAUUACUGCAGCAGAAAGCGACAGUGUCCGGGUCGAAAUACAGCUGGCUGUUUCUGGCUAAUAUGACCAGUGUACUGGGGAACUAUGCAACACUCAGCGUCAACCAGUCCGACUUCUCCCGCUACUCCCGCGUCACCGCAAAAUGGCAACUCCUCUACAUCCCCAUGCUCCCCAUGAUAUUCACCUUCCUAUCCUUCAUCGGCAUCGUCGCCUCCAGUGCCGGCUAUGCCCGUUACGGCGGCGACACCAUCCCCUGGGACCCAAUCGUACUCAUCAGCCACUGGAGCAGUCGAGCCUGUCGGUUCUUCGGGGCCUUCAGCUUCGCCCUCGCGUCUCUGGGCGUGAAUAUCUCGGCGAACUCGAUCUCCGCGGCCAAUGACCUCACGGCCCUCGCUCCGGGGUAUAUCAAUCUCCGGCGCGGGCAGAUCAUCUGCGGAUUACUGUCGUGGUGUCUGGUUCCGUGGAAGAUUCUGGUCUCGGCGGGCAACUUUUUGAAUUUCAUGUCUGCUUAUGCGAUCUUUCUGGGGCCGAUUGCGGGGAUUAUGUUGUUUGAUUUCUGGGUGUUGAAGGAUAGGAAGUAUGAUACGUUGGCGUUGUAUCAGAUUGAGAAUCCGACAUAUCGGUAUGGAGGGAGGUGGUGGUGGGGUGUGAAUUGGAGGGCUGUGCUGGCGUUUGUGGUGGGUGUGGCGCCGAAUCUGCCCGGGUUGAUUAACUCGGUGAAUAGUGAAAUUGGAGUUGGGGUGGGUGUCCAUCCGUAUCAGUUUGGUUGGCUGUUGGGGUUUGUGGCCACUAGUCUCGUGUAUGUGAUUGUGUCGGUGGUGUGUCCGGCGAGGGAGGCCUUGGUGGAGGUGGCGGUUAUGCCGGAGGAGGUUUAUGAUGCUAGGGAGAGAGAGGAGGGCGAUGGGAGUGCGGAGGAUCAGGAGAAGGGGGAGGUGAGGGAGAAGGUGGUCUCUUAG
Aspergillus pseudotamarii is the source of this 1428-nucleotide messenger RNA. RefSeq names its product permease for cytosine/purines, uracil, thiamine, allantoin-domain-containing protein. Gene Ontology annotation, biological process: transmembrane transport; nucleobase transport. The transcript has 2 exons. The coding region runs from base 1 to 1428 and encodes 475 amino acids. Lineage: Eukaryota; Fungi; Ascomycota; Eurotiomycetes; Eurotiales; Aspergillaceae. Gene Ontology annotation, molecular function: nucleobase transmembrane transporter activity. Gene Ontology annotation, cellular component: plasma membrane. The record is from RefSeq and is a predicted model, not a curated record.